Molecule: messenger RNA, 3749 nt
Organism: Grammomys surdaster
Lineage: Eukaryota; Metazoa; Chordata; Mammalia; Rodentia; Muridae
Gene: Dtx1
Product: deltex E3 ubiquitin ligase 1
Exons: 10
Coding region: 839-2722 (627 amino acids)
Biological process (GO): Notch signaling pathway; protein ubiquitination
Cellular component (GO): nucleoplasm
Molecular function (GO): zinc ion binding; ubiquitin protein ligase activity
Source: RefSeq, a predicted model, not a curated record
GGGAUCCCAGCGACGCGUCCGACGCGUCCGCGCGCCAGGAUUACUGCGUCCUCCUGUCUGUCUGUCUGUCCGGCGGCGGGCGAGGUCCGGGCUGGGGCAAAGCGGUGCCCUCCCUCCCUCCUUCCCUCCCUCCCUCCCUCCCUCCUGGGAACCAGCGGGGAAAGAGCCAGCGCGGGGAGAUCACGGUCGCGAACACCAGUGGGGUGGGGCGUGCCCACGGCCCCCGCCCCUCCGGGGUCCCCCAGCUGCAGCUCGGUAGCCGCGAUCCCCACACUACGCCCCCUUCCCUGGGCAAUCUGCGACCACUCAGGCCGGCCAGGAGAAGGGACAGGGGUGCAGGGAGCCCCGUCGGGAGGGGCGGACCCGAGUCACCCCGAAGCGAGGCACGGGAUUUGGAAAGCGGAGCUGAGCGCGCAAGGAGCAGCAGGCUGGGGCCAGGGCCUCCUGGGUGACAAGGCCCUGCGUGGCGGACAGAAGGAACGAGAGAGAAGCAGGGACAGGCCGGACCUAGAGGGGCAAGCGCCUCCUCACUCCUGCACCUGCACCGAGGGGACUAAGGAACUGAGAUCAUGUCCCCCACCUAGGACAGACAUUGCCUUCCGCGCACCGCCGUGUGCAACAGCUGCGCUCUGCGGGAAGGGGUCCUCGCAGCGUCUGGAUGGCCACCCAUCCCCCUAACCCAGGCCUCUAGGCCUUGGAGAGGAGCCCAGCUGGAAAAGAGGCCACACUCCUCGCCGCCCGCCCUGGAGAGGGAGGACGAAGCUUCCCCGGUGCUCCCAGGCCCAGGAGGAGCUGGGCCAGCAACAGUGGGGACCUGGCCCCGCAGGCGGCAGAGGCCAUGUCACGGCCAGGCCAAGGUGUGAUGGUGCCAGUGAACGGGCUGGGCUUCCCGCCGCAGAACGUGGCCCGGGUGGUGGUGUGGGAGUGGCUCAAUGAACACAGCCGCUGGCGACCCUACACGGCCACCGUGUGCCACCACAUCGAGAAUGUUCUUAAGGAGGAUGCCCGGGGCUCUGUAGUCCUUGGCCAGGUGGACGCCCAGCUGGUGCCCUACAUCAUCGACCUACAGUCCAUGCAUCAAUUCCGGCAAGACACAGGUACCAUGCGGCCAGUGCGACGCAACUUCUACGACCCGUCGUCGGCGCCGGGCAAGGGCAUCGUGUGGGAAUGGGAGAACGACGGCGGGGCGUGGACCGCCUACGACAUGGACAUCUGCAUCACCAUCCAGAACGCGUACGAGAAGCAGCACCCGUGGCUCGACCUCUCAUCGCUCGGCUUCUGCUACCUCAUCUACUUCAACAGCAUGUCCCAGAUGAACCGCCAGACGCGCCGCCGCCGCCGCCUGCGCCGUCGCCUGGACCUGGCUUACCCGCUCACGGUCGGCUCUAUUCCCAAGUCGCAGUCCUGGCCCGUGGGAGCCAGCUCGGGUCAGCCCUGCUCCUGUCAGCAGUGCCUGCUGGUCAACAGCACGCGCGCCGCCUCCAACGCCAUCCUGGCCUCGCAGCGCCGCAAGGCGCCCAUUGCUCCAGCCGCGCCUCCAGCGCCCCCGCCGCCCCCGCCGCCGCUGUCACCCGGAGGGCCUCCGGGUGCGCUCGUUGUGCGCCCCAGCGCCACUUUCGCUGGGGCCGCGCUCUGGGCCGCACCUGCCGCCGGCCCCACGGAGCCCGCGCCUCCUCCAGGAGUUCCCCCAAGGAGCCCGAGUGCCCCCAACGGAGCGCCCACCCCGGGCCAAAACAACCUCAGCCGUCCAGGACCACAGAGAUCCACCAGCGUCAGCGCACGCGCCUCUAUCCCACCUGGGGUUCCGGCGCUCCCCGUGAAGAACUUGAAUGGCACUGGGCCUGUGCACCCAGCCCUGGCAGGGAUGACCGGGAUCCUGCUGUGUGCAGCCGGUCUGCCAGUGUGUCUGACACGAGCGCCCAAACCCAUUCUGCACCCGCCGCCGGUAAGCAAGAGCGACGUGAAGCCUGUGCCUGGCGUGCCCGGCGUGUGCCGCAAGACCAAGAAAAAACACCUCAAGAAAAGCAAGAAUCCCGAGGAUGUGGUCCGGAGGUACAUGCAGAAGGUGAAAAACCCACCUGAUGAGGACUGUACCAUCUGCAUGGAGCGGCUGGUCACAGCAUCCGGCUAUGAGGGCGUGCUCCGGAACAAGAGUGUGCGGCCCGAGCUUGUGGGCCGCCUGGGUCGCUGCGGACACAUGUACCACCUGCUCUGCCUGGUGGCCAUGUACUCCAAUGGCAACAAGGAUGGCAGUCUGCAGUGCCCCACCUGCAAAGCUAUCUACGGGGAGAAGACAGGGACACAACCACCGGGGAAGAUGGAGUUUCACCUCAUCCCGCACUCGCUGCCUGGUUUCGCAGACACCCAGACGAUCCGCAUUGUCUAUGACAUCCCCACGGGCAUCCAGGGCCCUGAACAUCCCAAUCCAGGCAAGAAGUUCACCGCCAGAGGCUUCCCUCGCCACUGCUACCUACCCAACAAUGAGAAGGGCCGGAAGGUGCUGAGAUUGCUCAUCACCGCCUGGGAACGCAGACUUAUCUUCACUAUCGGAACGUCCAACACCACGGGCGAGUCGGACACCGUGGUGUGGAACGAGAUUCACCACAAGACGGAGUUUGGUUCCAACCUCACUGGCCACGGCUACCCCGACGCCAGCUACCUAGACAACGUGCUGGCUGAGCUCACCGCCCAGGGUGUUUCUGAGGCCAUGGCCAAGGCCUGAGGCCUGAGUUGCCCCGCCUUCCCUCUUGCCUUGCCCCUAGCCCGGCACAUGCCUCCCUCCACCAGGUGGGAGGAGCCAGAAGCGCUAAAGGGAUCUGGCUGGUGGCUGUGGGGGGUGAUGGGAGCGCCCCAGGCCAGCUGGCUCCAACCUGUGGCUUCCAGGCAAGAGCAGCAGAGAUAGGACCACCAGCAAGGGCGACUUCCCUAUGGAAACGAUGGCGCUUUGCCCUUCACAUCACACACAGACGCACACGUGUCCUGUUGCACGCACGCACUCACGCACGUACACCCACGUGCCUCUUGACUUCUCCCAGCUUGGGGAGAAAAGAGACAGAAAGGCCCCCAUGACACAUCCUGUGGAUUCCGCCUGUGUCUCCAUUACAUCUGUAUAGGCUCGUCCCCUUCCCAGGACUUGAGUCAAGCAUGGGAUAGUGGGGACUCUGUAAGGCUUCCAGGGACCAGUCUGCCCCUGGGCCUCAACCCAUGUCAGCGCCGCCACCUACCCACUGAGCACUGCAAAGCCAAUGGGGUAGAAAUCCCAGGUUACCGAGUAGCUUUUCGCAGGCCACUGGGGACGAGGCUAUCAUAUUUUGUGCUUGUGUCUACCUUUCCGGGACCCUGACUACUUCUUCCUGUGCCCAUCUCUUGACCUCUGUCUAUCCCAGGCAAAGGCAUCGUCCUUGCCUCUGUACCGGCUUCUCCCCUACUAAACCACUCCGGACAUUUGAGACCCAACUUCUCGCUUCAGGGGCGAAGGGAGGCCUUGUUCAGGCUACCCGUGUUGAGCUGACCAGGCAGCAAGGCGUUAACUUCUCCCUGCUUGGAAGUGGGCGGUGGGCGACUGAUCUUCUCAGGCCAACCAGAGGCCCGUUGCCCAGGCAACUCACCAGCUCCGCCUCUGAGGAUUGGCUGCUGGGAUGGAAGUCAGCCAAGCUUUAAAGGGACGCCAGCAAUUGCUCUUUUGAAAAAAAAAAAAAAUCUACCAGUCCCACUGUGGGUGGAGAAAUAAAAGGUCUUUCUCCUUGUCA